AUGCCUCCCAAGAAAAAGCCAGCACAACUGUCGCAAGAAGCAAAGAGCAAGAUAUCUGAGAUUGCGACAUCGACCACCAUGCUUUCGAUCGCAGCUUUCGAAGAAAUUCUAGACAAACGACUAAAGACCCAUACGAAAGAACUUGAUAACGCUGUUUCUAAACACUAUAAAGCUACUCAUGAUGAACUUAAAGCGAUUCAAUCAAGCCAAUAUUUUAUUAGCAAUAAGUUCGACGAACCAUUAAAUUCAUUCAGCUUGUUAAAAAAGAAAACAGCCAUCUGAAGCUAGGAAAUGCCCAGUUAAAUAUCUUGGCUAAAGAAAUGGCGGAUCGAAUAUCUAAACUAGAAGAAGAUCAAGAAAAUAUCAAUCUAUAUUCUCGAAGAGACUAUUUAGAGUUUCAUGGAGUACCAGAUACGCUGGACGAAAAUACAGACGAACUGGUCAAACAAAUCGGUGAUUUAAUGGCAGUUGAAGUUAAACCAUCGGAUAUCUCGACGAGCCAUCGCUUGCCUUCCAAAAGGGGCGUCAUUCCUACAAUUAUUGAUCCCUACAAUUAUUGA
Paramuricea clavata is the source of this 560-nucleotide messenger RNA. The record is from the annotation of a GenBank genome assembly. Lineage: Eukaryota; Metazoa; Cnidaria; Anthozoa; Malacalcyonacea; Plexauridae.